AUGCAUAGAUCUAGAGCUACAAUGACUUGGAACGUGUUCAAGUUCUGCACCGCCCUCAGAGGCUUAGGUUCGAUCAUGAUACUUUCGAUUUUUGGGGUUGUUGGUGUUACUUAUUAUGCUGUUGUUUUGACCAAUUACAGUCCUGUGUUAUCUGCUGGAGGCCUUGAUUGUCUUCUUGCCAUCGCAGUGUUGAUCUUGUUUUAUGGUUUGUUAAUUAUGCUAUUGUGGAGUUAUUUUUCUAUCGUAUUUACGAAUUUGGGAAGUGUGCCUCCAAACUGGAGGCCUGCAAUUGAUGAAAAAAGAGGAGAGGAUGAUCCGUUGGUUGCCUCCGAGUUUGAUAAUAUGCAAUCUGAUCCUUCUGGUCAACGUGUUUGUUACUGCCGGAAGUGCAACCAGCUCAAGCCGCCUCGAUGCCAUCAUUGUUCAGGGAUAUUCAUGCACAAUAAUGUUAGACUGAUGUGGAUUGAAGGAAUAUCAUCAAACUGGGCUUCUCUUCUCUCACCUCCACUUCUUCUCCAGCUUGAUGAUACUCCUUUAGAUGUCAUGGCACGAAGAAUUUCCUUUUUCUGUUUACUCCCCACAAUAUUCACUUGGCUGUUUCUGUGCAGACGAGAGAUUAAGGCAAAAAAAUUUGAAAGAUUGGGGGAGGUAACGAAACGGCGUCGUUUUUGA
Molecule: messenger RNA, 672 nt
Organism: Arachis stenosperma
Lineage: Eukaryota; Viridiplantae; Streptophyta; Magnoliopsida; Fabales; Fabaceae
Product: probable protein S-acyltransferase 14
Exons: 3
Coding region: 1-672 (223 amino acids)
Biological process (GO): protein targeting to membrane; peptidyl-L-cysteine S-palmitoylation
Cellular component (GO): endoplasmic reticulum; Golgi apparatus
Molecular function (GO): protein-cysteine S-palmitoyltransferase activity
Source: RefSeq, a predicted model, not a curated record